This is a messenger RNA of Entelurus aequoreus (snake pipefish), 865 nucleotides long. RefSeq lists its product as uncharacterized. Bases 67 to 723 code for a protein of 218 amino acids. Lineage: Eukaryota; Metazoa; Chordata; Actinopteri; Syngnathiformes; Syngnathidae. The record is from RefSeq and is a predicted model, not a curated record. The transcript is spliced from 3 exons.
AGCCAGGCUGAACAUUGGCCGACUGCUGCAUUGUCUUACUGUAGUUGCUAAUCACGCAGCACUUAAAUGUGUCACCAUGGCGACGGAUGGACACACGCCUCAGUCCUGCACCUUGUUGCCCUCACCGAGACUUUUAGCAUGGAACCCUCGGACCAAAUGUUCAUGGAGAACCUUCAAGGCCGCCAUGACUUCUUUCUCCGUGCUCGUCCUUACAGAGGGGAGCUGCCCACCAUGGCAGGUUUUCUCCUGUACCCAGACACCCCGGCCAAGAUGGAGACCACCUCACGUGAGGCCUUCUGCUCCAGGACCGUCCCACAGCGGCGUGAUCGUACUUCCUGUAGGCGGAACGUGUCCCAGUACUUCUGCAAAUAUAUACUGUAUUUACUACCUGGUGUGCGUGCUUCAGGUCAGCAGAACUUAGCGCCGGACACCAGGCUCUGUUCUCACCCGGCGACCCCACCACAGACAGCAAGUGGACACGGCCGAGCAGCAGAACCGGCCCAGGAUCCACAAGCGGAGAAGAUGCUGUCUCAGUACCAGAAGGACUUCCCACCUCCGUCCUGGCCGCGCCGGAGGAGGACUCCUGCUCUCCCGCAGCAGGACAACAUCGGCAUCAACCCGUCUUUCAGGAUGGAGUUCAGGACCGUCCAGAGGGACACGUACCCCGACUGGCCUGUAUCCGGUCCUGAGACGGCAGGGACAAGAUCUUCUCAAAGUCAAUGACACGUGACUGGGCAAUUAAUUUUUACCGGGGGCCGCAUGAGCAACCCGAGCACUGCUGGAGGGCCACAUCCACAAUAUUUCAAUUACAUUUUGCUCAAUAUUAUUUUUGAUGUAUACCGUAAGAUAAAUAAUAAUAAUAAUA